Molecule: messenger RNA, 1091 nt
Organism: Durusdinium trenchii
Lineage: Eukaryota; Dinophyceae; Suessiales; Symbiodiniaceae
Source: the annotation of a GenBank genome assembly
CCUCCAUGAAAAACCGUCACCAUUCCAUCUCACCCAUGAGCCUGGACGGAUGUGAAAGAAUCAUCCUGGACGGCUAUGAAGAAGUUCAUCAUCCAUGGGAACUGAAGCUUCCAAGAAGCAUAUGAAGAAGUUCCAGGAACUCUAAGUUCCAUGAACCUGUGGCGGAAGCAUCUUGAUGGAAGCAUGCAUAUUUCGUCAAAGCAUCGCCCCUUUGGACCCGGACCCGUCUGACCCUACUUCUGUGGUCCUGCUGUUUUUGGGGCCCAAGACAUUCAGUUGGUCCUCGCUUUUUCGCGUCGCGUCGGUGAAAAAACGCCUGAUCGGGACACCGCGCUUCACCUCAUGCUGCGGGCCAUGCGCUUCACCGCGGACAUUUUGGUCUUCUUCAUGGGCGAGGAGCUGGAGUUGCUCACCAUCACCCGAAAGAACCCGCCCUUCCGCGGCUCUCUGGCUCUCCCCGGCGGCUUCGUGGAGCGGGGCGAAGUGGCCAUCGAUGCUGCGAGGCGAGAGCUGGAAGAGGAAACCGGCGUCACCGACCUGAACUUGGUCUCGCUGGGCGUUUGGGACGCCGCCGGCCGCGACCCGCGCGGCCCCGUGAGCACCACGGCCUUCCUGGCCAUGGCCGAGCACCGCAACUGCGAGGCAGGCGAUGAUGCGCAGACCGCCCACUUUGAGCCUCUGAGCAAAUUGGCCGAGGCUUCCUGGAGCUUCGAUCAUAAGGACAUCGUCACUGCUGCCUUGCGCCGCUGUGCCGGAGCGCCCCAGGAGAUCCUGCCGACGGCGACCGCGACGAAGACCACCGAGCUGCUGCAGCGCUGGGCGCUGCGGGCGCUGGAGCAGUUCACGGCAGCGACGCCGGCUGCGGAGCAGCGCGAAGGCAGAGACUCAUGACUUGACCACAUAGGGCAAAAGCUGUGGCAAGCCUGGGGCCUGGUGUUUGGCAAGUUGACGCAGGAGACGCACACAGACCGGUCGAGGCCGAGAACUUCAGACACCCCGGAAGGGCCUCCCCUCGCAGCUGCGCCGAAGUUCGUGCAGAAAAGAGACGAUGUCGAUGCAGUGUCAUUCGCGUCUUCGUACCCCGACGCUCG